AUGGCUUCCAUGGCAGCCGGUUUUGCACGGACUCGCAGUCCAGUUGCCCCAUUCCACAGAACCCAACCGAUUCAUUUCGGCGCCCACCUUGAAUUCUCCGUCAACCGUUUCCCCGGCGUUGGUACUUCACGGAGGUGUGAGGGGAGGGGGAUUCGCGCCGCCCUCCGAGUGCAGAGCAAUCUCAUUGAUCCCGAUGGUGGAUCGCUGAUGAACCUGAUAGAGCCCGAUGGCCCGGGAUGGGAGACGAAGCGGCGAGAGGCGCUGUUGUCCAGCAUACCCCAGAUCAAGCUAUCCAGGAUCGACCUCGAGUGGGUCCACGUUCUCAGUGAGGGUUGGGCGAGCCCACUCCGCGGUUUCAUGAGAGAAGCCGAGUUCCUCCAAACACUUCAUUUCAACUGUCUCCGCCUGGAAGAUGGGACGGUUGUGAACAUGUCCGUGCCUAUUGUGCUGGCUAUCGACGAUUCGCAGAAGCAGGCCAUCGGUGAAAACAGCAAGGUCACACUGGUUGAUGACAACAACAAGCCCGUUGCGAUUUUAAGCAAGUCAGCUGGCAACCUUCUUGUUAUUUUCCCUUUUGAUUAGAAUUAUAUUAAUCUCUGCUAAUUUCUAAUUACCGUGUUGCUUCUUGACAACUGAUUUCUUCUUUGAGCAUUUGUGACAAAAGUGCUGAAGUGAUUCCGUGCAUUUGUCUUGGCUAGGGAUGAUACAGCGGCUCAUUUUAGCCGAAAUGAUAUUAGAACUUAAGAUAAAGUUUCAUGGGAGACAAUCAUACAAGCUUUGACAAUAUAAAGUAUUAUUUAUCAAUCGGGUGUUACCCAUGUGUCAGCUUAUUUUUGUCAUUAAAAAUAUAUAUUUAACUGGUACGUUGAGUUCUAUGUAUGUAUUGUCUUGGUAAUACUGAAUUCUCUUUUGAUGAGAACUACGAAAGUUUUACUUCUUUGAAGUUUCUAUUAUGGUGUGCAUGGUUGAAUAUUGGUUAUAUACUUUCCCUUUAGGAAAUAACAUCGUUUUGAGCAGUAUUUAUUUAAGGAAAAAUAGAUUGGUUACUAAGGCUAGAGUAAGGCUAUGCUGUGAAUGGAUUUUGUGUUUCUUGACCUUCAGUUAUGUGCAACAUCCAAUAGAAGGUGAAGUUCAAUAUUUAGGAACCUGAGACAUUUUCUGUUUUGCUAGGAAGAACUGUAUUUUGAUAUUAUUCAAGUGCAAUAUUUUUGGAUUUUUGAGGAAACUUGAUUACCUUUAUUUUCGAGGUGCUUCAUUCAUUCCAGAUUAUUUUCACAGUUAUCAAUGGAGAUAGCUAUGGAUCUACUGUCCGUACACUCACCACGGACUCUCUGAUGAAUUUCAACCUUGGCUUCGUUGUUUCUUGGAAGAAAGUAAUAAUUUGAUAGAGGGUAUUGGCGAUUGAUGCCAUUUUCUGUAAGGGUUUGCCCCAUAGUCUUUCUUAUUUCAUUAAGUGCACCAUAGGGGAUAGUUAAAUAUAAAAUGUGUCUUUAUCUUUUUUGGAAAUUUAAAUGCAUGCCAUUCGUCUAGUGCCCCCAAAGGUGAUUAAUUUUUUCUUUUAAGCUGUUCAGAUAUUAACUGGGUGUUUUCAGUCAUCUAAACAUUGCUCAUGAACAGGUCUGAGUUGGAUUAAAAGAAAUCAAACUGAUGAAUUUGACAUUUUUUGUGCUUAGCCUCAUUAAUAAGGUCUUUUGUGUGCCGUUUCUGCACACUAUUGUGCUUGCUGUCGAUCAUUUGACUACAUGGCCUGGUUGCUUUUGAGAUCUGUCUUUUAAAUAUUUUCUGUUGAAUUUAUUUUAUAAUGCACAUCACUGAAAUGUGUUGAUGCUCAUAUUUAUUUUGAUAGUCUGUCAACCCAUAAUCUUUCUUAUUUUCUUUUAGUCUUGCAAAAUUUAGAAAUUGGCUGUUUGUUAUUUUACCACGUUUUACUAGAUUCCCAUCCAAAACACAUUGUGUAGAACUACUGGAUUUUUUUAUAUUGUUUUUUCCGUGAUAGUGCUCACCUACGAAAUUCUUUCUUGCUAAUGUACAUCUAGUAUGGCUGUGGUAAUCUUCAUAUAUUGUCUCUAAAACUAUUUGGAUUCUAAGACUAUGGUUACACAAAUGUCGAUGCAUUAUGCUUCUAAAGAUUUUAUUCAUUUAGUGAGGUCCCUUUUCCUGAGACUUCGUCAAACUUUAUAGAACAAAGAUUUUUUCUUCUUUCCCCUAUUAUUUAAAACUUUAGGCAGUUUGAAAAAUGGAGAGGCAAGAAGUAUCUAUCUUCAAUGAUUUUGAGUUUAUAAGAUCAAUAUUUUCCAGGUUAAUGCAUCUAGUGUAUCCAUUUGUCAAUUUUCUACUUGAUUUUAUCAACAACCUUUGUUCAAGCUCAAACCUUUCACAGGAAAGUUACCCCUCUUACAAGCCACAAUCUGGCAGAUGUAUUCUAAACAAUUUCUUGAGAUCUUAGAUCUUGCUGUUAGCAUUUAAAAACCAAGGCUUAUUUAUUGAUCUUACCAUCAGUGCGUCGAGCAUAGUGUACUAUUGACAUAGCAAGUUUGCGAUUUUCAUUUUGUUUCUGCCAUCUGUCAGUCAAUUUUUGAGCCUUGCAUUCUUUGAACUGUUCAUGUCGAACUGAGCUUCUGACCCACCAAAUGCAUGCCAUCGUAUCAUUAUUGUCGCUAAAAUGUCACACCUGGAGAUAACUUUUACAUCGAAGCAUCUGGUGCUCGUUGGUUAUGUUGAAUUUUUGGUUAACUAGGAUAAGUCAGAUAUCGACAAACUCUAUCAUUGAAUAUUUGAAUAUUCUAUUUUAGACCAAGGUUUUGUAACAUAUUUUAGACUAGGAGCUGGUUAGAAGCAGUAUUUUAAUGAGCUAACUGGAUGGGGAUAGUAUCAAUCUGUCAUUAUCCAUUUUUCGUAAGUAAUCUUUAAUUGUUCAGGAAAUCAGCGUUCCUACUUGAAUUGAAUCCUUUGUUGUCUCGUGGUGGUCCCUGCUGAAGGACAGCCCCUGUUAGUAAUAAAAGGGCAAAAAAAGGAAGGUUCAGGCAUGUAGUAUCCCUAACCCUUUUGAUUUCCAAUGAACACGAGUUCUGUCAAACAUUGUUUCGUUCCCUAGCUGAGUGAGCACUUUGAAUCAUCAGUUUUUUCUUUGGGGAGUGCUUUGACAACUCGCAUUCAAUGAAGUGAAAAUGUAGAUGGUUGGAGUGCUUUGACAACUCGCAGUCAAUGAGGUGAAAAUGUCUUCCCCGUACUAUUCUUCUGUGGUCCGAAGAGCAGAUGCCAAUGCUAAACACAUUGCAGUGCAAUGUGGCGGUUGCAGCAGUAUUAUCUAAAUAGUAUGAUAAGAAGCUGGAGUCAUAAGAUAGUUGAAACAUGCACAAAGAUAAGCAUUUCAAGGAUAGUUUGAAAAAAAUUUCACGCCGUAUUCUACUUCUAAGAACUUAGCAAAGAGCCUAGGAUAUGAUGCCUAAUUUCUUGGUGUCACCAGACUAAUUGGUAAGACUUGAUGAUAAUGAUUAUUCUUUUUGAAGAUAUUUACAGAGUUUAUCUACCGAAAAAAAAAUAUUAAUAUUGACCUUUGUGCCCCCAAAUGUUUCUCUUAUUGCAUGUUGUCAAUGUAGUCUCAUCCCUCAGUAGAUUCUGUUUAUGAGCAUACACUUUAUACGGUUUCUAGAUUAUUUAUAGGCUCCCUGUGCGUGCACCUUUUUAUGUUAUGUUGAGGUCUCUUGGUCCAAUUUUUCUGAACAGCCUUUAUAUGCCAUUGCACAGGUCAUUUUCUUUCACUUUACCCUGAAGAUUUGUGCAUCUUCUUACCCUUGAUGAACUAAUAUUCCAAAAAUAUGUUUGUAGAUGGGAUAAUGCUGUGGCCUCUACGUCUCUGAAUUUUUGUGCUAGAAUAAGUGAUUAAAUCAAUAUUUGCACUUCCUUCAGUAAGAUGUGACAGUCAGUACGACGGAUUUAUAGAAGCACUCGGCAAGGAUUCAUGUGUGUUUUUGAAUAUUGGAUGGAGAUUCAGUUUUCUGAUCAAGUGUGGCCGUGCUUUAACAUUAGUCUACAGAAAAGGGGAAACGGAUGAUUGAUGCUGUUGUUGUUGCUUUAAGGUUGAAUAUCUGUGCUACGUGGUUGAAUGCUUCCUUUUGUCAAUGACAAAAACACUCAUAUGACUGUAGCACUUAAGUUUUCUAGCUAAUUCUAUGUCUACUGAUAACCCUAUGUUGCGGUGGUAUAUCGUUAUGGAAAAGGAGAUAUUGAUGUAUUCCUAAAAUAAAUUUGAUUUUUUUCGGAGGAUAAAAGGUAAUUAAAAGCUACUGUUUCAUUUUUUGAAAUAUAAUCACUUUGGGCUUUAGUGCUCGCCAAUGUGCACUAGUAAUCUUGUUUCUUAGUACUGUUCUAUGGUUCUACUAUAUAUUUUUUUAAUUUUUCUCUGAGGCAACCUUAUCUCUUAUGAAGGAUAUUAUCACUUGGUAAGCCUUCAAUAACAAUAUAUCUUGUACACAGAGGUGGUUCAUCGUUGACUGUGCUCAUAGUAAAACUGGGAGUCGAGGAAUAGAAGCUAGAGUUAAGGGACGGCCUUUGCUUCUUGUUUUUUCGUGACAUCACAUUCUAUCUGCGCAUGAGUUAUAUCGAUGCACCAAGAACACCUGGGCUGAAGCAUUUUACCAUGUUCUAACUCCAUUGCCUGCGUUUCCUUUGCUGCCUUGAUAUGUCAGUACAUGGUUUUGCCUGUGUUGUUUCACUUCAUUUUGCUCUGUUUUAUGUUUGAACUCAGCGUUGAGAUAUACAAGCACAAUAAAGAAGAAAGGAUAGCAAGAACAUGGGGAACAACUGCCAAGGGUCUGCCUUAUGUUGAGGAAGCUAUAACUAAUGCUGGAAACUGGCUGAUUGGAGGCGAUUUGGAGGUCUUCGAGCAGAUCAAGUACAAUGAUGGCCUAGAUCGGUAUCGGUUGUCUCCUUCUGAACUCCGUGAAGAGUUCACGAGGAGAAAUGCAGAUGCAGUGUUCGCCUUCCAGCUUCGGAAUCCAGUGCACAAUGGUCAUGCUUUACUUAUGACUGACACUCGUCAGCGUCUGCUGGACAUGGGAUACAAGAAUCCGAUUCUACUGUUGCAUCCGUUGGGAGGCUACACAAAAGCUGAUGAUGUGCCACUUUGGUGGAGAAUGAAGCAACAUGAGAAGGUUACUACCUGUUUUGCUUUUGAUGGUCGGUUAUAGUUGUAGCGCCAUGCUAAUCAAAGCAUUUGAUCACACCUUCAAGUUGGAUCAAACUUCUCACCCUUUCUUCUGAGUGCCCGAAGCGCCUCAAUUAUUUGGGUGCUGAAAGAUUGCCGUUUCAAUAACGAAAGUUCCAAGUUUUUAGACCAAUUUAGUAUGCCAUUAUUGAAACAAACCCAGUGCGUGGAUAUUCUGAGCAGGGUGUGCUCCAUGUUUCAGGUACUCGAGGAGGGUGUUCUGAACCCAGACACAACAGUUGUAGCGAUUUUCCCAUCUCCAAUGCUCUACGCAGGCCCGACAGAGGUGCAAUGGCAUGCUAAAGCCCGUAUAAAUGCUGGUGCUAAUUUCUACAUUGUGGGCAGGGACCCAGCAGGUAUAAGUCAUCCUACUGAGAAAAGAGACCUCUAUGAUGCGGAGCAUGGUAAAAAGGUCCUUAGUAUGGCUCCUGGGUUAGAGAAGUUGAACAUCAUUCCAUUUAGGGUAUGUACACAUCUCAUUAGACUUCGUCUUCCACAUAAAUAUUUUCAUCUUAAGUGCUUGGUCAUUUAAAAACGUAUCAAUUUCGUUUUCUCGAGAUUAGUUUAAGUGAUAUUCUUGUUAUAAUGUCAAGGGAGAAUAAUACUAAGUUUUACUCGUGGAGCCUCGUUUCAUGAUGUAAUGGGUAGCUUUCUGGUUUCUUCGUUCAGGUGGCUGCUUAUGACAAGAAGCAAAUGAAAAUGGCCUUCUUUGACCCUUCAAGGUCAAAUGAUUUCAUCUUCAUAUCAGGCACCAAGGUAAGGCUGAUACUCCCAUCUCUUUCUAUUGCUUGGGCCACAUUUGUUUCUUGACUCACCCAUCUCUUUCUUCUUAGAUGCGAACUCUAGCCAAGAAUCUGGAGAGUCCCCCGGAGGGCUUCAUGUGCCACGGCGGCUGGAACGUACUUGUUGAGUACUACCGUAGCCUGCUUCCUUCAGAAGGCAGCGGGCUUCGUGAAUCUGUUCCGGCUUAG
Molecule: messenger RNA, 6177 nt
Organism: Spirodela intermedia
Lineage: Eukaryota; Viridiplantae; Streptophyta; Magnoliopsida; Alismatales; Araceae
Source: the annotation of a GenBank genome assembly